UCUCUUGUCCACUAUAAAUUAGAACUCCACCUUCGAAACUUGCCAACAGUUUUUCUGACAAUGGCUGUUGUUCACUUCCUUUCUUCCAACGCCGGCUAACCCCAAGAAAGGAAAAAAAAAAUUAACGCGAACCCUAAUUUUUAUGACUCCAAAAUAAAAUCUUCAGUUCUUCAAAUCCCUGAUUUUUAAUUCUACUUUUUGUUGGUGACUCGAUGAGCAGUGACUCGGCAACCUCGCUAGCUCCUGGGUUCCGGUUCCACCCGACGGAUGAAGAACUCGUUCGUUACUAUCUGAAACGCAAAAUCUUGAACAAGCCUUUCUUUGACGCAAUCUCUGUUAUCGAUAUUUACAGAUCCGAGCCUUGGGAUCUCCCUGAUAAGUCAAAGCUGAAGAGCAGGGACUUGGAGUGGUACUUCUUCAGUGCACUGGACAAGAAAUAUGGGAACGGGUGGAGGACCAAUAGGGCAACUGAAAGAGGUUACUGGAAGACAACUGGCAAGGACCGUCCAAUCCGCCAUAGUGAAAGAGUUGUUGGCAUGAAGAAAACCCUUGUUUAUCACAAAGGCCGUGCCCCACGUGGUGAAAGGACUAAUUGGGUAAUGCACGAGUAUCGCCUUACUGAUGAGGCAUUGGAGAAAGCUGAGAUUCAACAAGAUGCUUUUGUAUUGUGUAGGGUGUUUCAAAAGAGUGGGUCUGGGCCAAAGAACGGGGAACAGUAUGGGGCUCCUUUUAUUGAAGAAGAGUGGGAGGCUGAUGAGGCAGUUUUUGUGCCUGGCCAACAUGCUGUGGCAGUGUAUGGAGAGGUUGCUAAUGAUGGUGCUUUUGUUGAAGUGAAUGAUAUUGACCAGAAUCCUGAUGUUGGCAAUCCUGCUGAAAAUGCUAUCCGUCCAUUGAACUUCUAUCAUGGGGAAUCAAGCAACCAUGUUGAAUAUUCAAGGGAGUUCAGUCAAGACAAUCAAAAGCCACCUGACAACAUGUCCGAGAAUGCAAUUCUCCCUUCCAACUUCUAUUAUGGGGAAUCAAGCAACCAUGCUGAUCAUUCAAGGGAGUUCAGUGAAGAUUAUUUGAAGCCUACUGCCAUGCUUGCCACUGAAAGUGAUUCAAAGGUGCAUCAUGACCAUAUGGUCUCUAAUUUACCUGAUCCAAAUGAGAUAGCUGCAAAUGCAAAACCAGUGAAGGAUGAUUAUUUGCUUGAACCAAUUGAAAACAUCAAUCCUGCAGACAACAACUAUUUGCCCAAAGAGCCAUACCCGGAUGUUAAUGAUUAUCUUCCAACCAAUUAUGAACCUUUCCUGGAAGCUAAUGAUCUUUCAAACCCCAUUUACACAGAAUCUGAACUUUUUGACCCUGAUGAGUAUCUUAAAUUUGAUGAUGCUGUUGAGCUGCCUCCGGCUUUUGAUUUUGAUCAAAUGGCAGGGAGUAAUAUACCUGUUUCUGGCCAAGAACCUCUUGCCCAAACGCAUUCAAAUGAAGGAACUGAACAAGUGUCUAAUGCAAGUGAACGUAAGGAAGAGCAUGGCAACGGUGAUGCCUCCUCUUCAAAGCAAGAGCUGGAGGCCACAAAAUUUGAACCUGGUACCAAUUAUCCAUUUAUUAAAAAGGCCAGUCAGAUGUUGGGUAGCUUUCCUGCUCCUCCUGCAUUUGCCUCUGAGUUCCCUUCAAAAGAUGCAGCUCUCAAGCUAAAUUCUUUAACACAUGCUUCCAGUUCUGUUCAUGUAACGGCUGGCAUGAUAAGAAUACCAAACAUGACUUCAUCUGGCAAUCGGUUGGACUGGUCAUACAGCAAAAAUGGGAAUGUCAACCUUGUUCUUUCAUUUAGCUUGCCACAAGGUGAUAUUAACUCUUCCAGCUUUCUGCCAAUGGCUAGGCUACUCUCUGGCAAGACAGGGUCUGUUGUUUCAAGAGGGUGGUUCGUCAUGAUGUUAUUUUUCGUCCUGAUUAUUUCUGUGAGUCUGAAGUUUGGGACCUGUAUCUAUACAAGGUAACAGAUACUCAGUAGGGUUGGCUAUGAUUCACCCAACAAAUCGAUUGAUCACAAAAUGUUGGGUAAUGUUUUAGUUACCCUUGUAGGUUGAAUAGGAUGGCAGGCUAAUGUUGGUGGUUAAUUUAUUUUCUUGUUUUAUGAUGAUUGCCAAAAUAAUAACCAACACCUUUAUUAUUUCAUUGUAGUCUACAUCAUACAAGGACAAAACUCUGGGUCUGUAAGCUGUCAUGCAGCAAUUACUUGGUUGCAUCUUGUCUCAGAUACCUUUUUUAAACAGUUGGACUUUCUGGAAUUCUAUUUUCGAAUUUGUUAUGUUUAAGUAAAUUUAAAGCCGUUUUACAUUUUUCUAA
Molecule: messenger RNA, 2334 nt
Organism: Durio zibethinus
Lineage: Eukaryota; Viridiplantae; Streptophyta; Magnoliopsida; Malvales; Malvaceae
Product: NAC domain-containing protein 78-like
Biological process (GO): regulation of DNA-templated transcription
Molecular function (GO): DNA binding
Source: RefSeq, a predicted model, not a curated record